UCAAAGUCCAAACAAACACACAUCAUAUAUUUUGAUCCAAUCCAUUGUGAUUCUAAUUUAAAAGCCGAUGUCAUUGCUGUCGACGGCUUGUGGCUGUAUAAAACAACAAGCAAAGAUCAGUCACUGCCCAAGCUUCAUUAUGUUCGGUGUAUUUCGCUUUCUUAACGCUGUGCUGGCGAUAACGUUAUUGAGCCCUGCUAUCUUCGCUGCUGAGAGCGAUGAGGGAAUUGUGGACAUAGCAAACUCGUUUGAUAUGAUAACGGCCAACAAAAUCGAAGAGUUGAAAAAGGUCUACAUAAAAACCAUCAAAGAAGCUGAAAUUUUGGAAGCAUUUAGGCUGAGUGUAGCCAAGGAAUUGAGGAAGCUAAACGCCCAACUGCUUGCAAAUUCUUUAUGCGUGAGUGGUUCCCAAGACGUCAUUAUAAAUUUAAGAUUUAGCAACUACGUCUUCUUGGAAGGUUACGAUCAGCAAUUAGCCAAUGGCAUAGUUCGCGAUGCCUUGAAGGAGGCAGUUAAUUGUAAAACUCCCACACAAGUGGCAGGCGCUCUGAUGAGUCUCUACUUAGAGGGCAGUUUUGAAUCUUUCGAAGCACUGCUAUCAGCACUGGUGGAACUCUUUCGCACAGCCCAUGGUAUGCCUGCUGCCAAGAGGGGCAAGGAUUUCUAUCGCAAGUUUGCAUUUAAUUUGCAAAAACUCAAACAAAAUCAAAACUUUAAAGACAUUAGUGCUGCCCUAAAGCAAGACAUCGAUGAAGUCAUCAAUCAAUUACCCAACAAUUUGCAAUAUCUAUUCUUCCACUCCUACUUUUGUCUCAUGAAUGACAAAUACCAGGAGUAUAUGUACACAUCAAUCAAUCCAAACACUUUGGAUUCGGAAAGUCGCUACAUAUGGGCUUGGCAUGAAACCUUGUCCAUAGAUGAUUCUGGUCACAUGAAAGCGGCAAUAUUCGAAUCCAAUAAAGCCGCAGCCUCCGGUUUUGUAGCUCAACUUUGGGGUGUUAAAUUUAAUCUUCCCUUUUACAUGAAGCCUGACUCAAAACUCGUAGCCGCCUGGGAAAAGAAAAGUGAACCAGAAAAUUGCAAUUGGAAUAUAGAUUUUGUGGAUGAUGAUCGAGUGGUAUUUACUCACGGUGAUUAUGUGGUGUGCUCCACUGAAGAUAAACACGAUAGCGAGAGGCGUCAAGUGAGAGGAUACAAAGGUGAUAAAUACACUGCCGAAUCCAAAGAAUGUCAAUGGUUAUUGGGGACAUGUAGUCGAAAAUAAAUGCACACAAAAAGCGCAAACGAAACAAUUUUUGUAUUUAAAUUCCCACAAAAACAUUAAUUUUGUGUAUAAAGAGUCAUUAAAAAUAAAGUCAAUUGAAAUAAAUUUGAAAUUAAA
Molecule: messenger RNA, 1381 nt
Organism: Stomoxys calcitrans (stable fly)
Lineage: Eukaryota; Metazoa; Arthropoda; Insecta; Diptera; Muscidae
Exons: 1
Coding region: 68-1264 (398 amino acids)
Source: RefSeq, a predicted model, not a curated record